AAGACUGUAACUCAGCUGGGAUCUGCUGACCGAACAGACAGGUCACUGUAAUUCAUGUAGCCAGACCUGGAGGGGGUUUGCGCUCCGCAGCGCCAAACUCUUCUUAACCUGGAGAGCUCCACAGAACGCGCACUCGCGCAUUUUCUUCUGAUCCAAGUUGCGGGUCCCGAGCAGAACAUUUUGAAGGAUUUGUUUUGGAAACUUUUAAAUCGUGCCAAUCCCUCUGGAUAUUAUAUUUUUUUGGGGGGCGGGGGGGACAUUUCGGGUCUUUGCCGACAUGUGGUGGAUGCUGUUCCCCCGAUGGAUCUGGUUCCUCGUUGGACAGUGUUACACUGUACUCCUGUGCACGAGCAGCUGCCGCGUGAGAGCGUUACCCAUGAUGUCGGUGGCAAAGGUGGUGUACUCUCAUGCAGGGAUGUGCCCCAAUGACCUGAACCCCAACCUGUGGGUGGAUGCCAUGAGUACCUGCAUGCGCGAGUGCGAGGCAGACCAGGACUGCGAGACGUUCGAGAAGUGCUGCGCUAAUGUGUGUGGUAACAAAAGCUGUGUGGCUGCUCGCUACAUAGACAUCAAGGGCAACAAGGGCCCCAUUGGAAUGCCAAUGGGCGCCACCUGCGACAAGUUCAUGUGCAGCCAGCAAGGCUCGGAGUGUGACAUCUGGGAUGGGCAGCCCGUUUGUAAGUGCAGAGACCGCUGCGAGCGGGAACCCCACUUCACCUGUGCCUCUGAUGGCAUGACUUAUUAUAACAAAUGCUACAUGGACGCAGAGGCCUGUUCCAAGGGUAUCGCAAUCUCUGAGGUCACCUGCAGGUAUCACCUGACUUGGCCGCACACCAGCCCAGUGCCAAUGGAGACCACCUUACGACCCACGACUGCCCUCCAGACCACUUUACCAACUGACAUUCAGCUGCCUCUCAUACACAACGGACCCACCAGACAGACGGUUUUCGUAGGCGAGACGGCGAGCUUCCUGUGCGAGGUGUCUGGAAAGCCCCAACCGGAAAUCACCUGGGAAAAGCAGCUGAAAGGCAAAGAUAACAUCAUAAUGAAGCCCAAUCAUGUCCAGGGGAACGUUGUUGUCACCAACAUCGGCCAGUUGGUUAUAUACAACGCCCAAAUUCAGGACGCUGGGAUCUAUACCUGCACAGCCAAAAACGUUGGCGGAAGUAUGUCGUCGCACUUUCCCCUGAUGGUGGUUAAGAGAGACUCGAAAGGCCAACAUGCGGAGGGGACUAAUACCAGCCUGCCGUUUCCGGCUGCAGAGUGCCUGAAGAGUCCGGACAUCGACGACUGCGGAGAGGAGAGCAUCAGCUGGUACUACGAACCAAAGAGGAACAACUGCUUCACUUUCACGUACAGCCAGUGCAACAAAAACCAAAACCACUUCGACACAUAUGAAGCCUGCAUGCUGGCGUGUGGAGGAGAGCUGGCAGCUCCCUGCAGCCUCCCCAGCCUUCAGGGGCCGUGCAAGGCCUACGAGCCCCGCUGGGCGUACAGCAGCACCCUCAAGAAGUGCCAGUCCUUUGUGUACGGAGGCUGCGGCGGCAAUGAGAACAACUUUGAGUCCAAAGAGGCCUGCGAACAGAUGUGCCCGUUCCCGAAGAACCACAACUGCAAGACGUGCAAACCUCGAGGCAAGAUGGUGGCCAGCUUCUGCAAGAGCGACUUUGUGAUCCUGGGGCGUGUGACGGAGCUGACGGAGGAGCAAGAGUCCGGCCACGCUCUAGUGACGGUGGAGGAAAUCUUAAAGGACGAGAAGAUGGGACUGAGGUUCUUCGGCAAAGAGCCGCUGGAGGUGACUCUCCUGAACGUGGACUGGAACUGCCCCUGUCCCAACGUCACGGUAACGGAUGGGCAGCUGAUCAUCAUGGGGGAUGUUCACAACGGAAUGGCCGUCCUGCAGCCCGACAGCUUCGUGGGUUCUUCCAGUACUCGCAGGGUUAGGAAGCUGCGGGAGGUGAUCCAGAAGAAAACCUGCGACUUCCUGAAAGAUUUCUCCUCAGUUCAGUAGACUCUCAAAAGUCAGCGACGACGCGGAAUUUUUACGAUCCCAGCAAGAUCCUGUGACCUCACCUGCAAGACACACAUCUCAGAAAAACACUUUUUCCAAAAGCCUACUAAAGGCCUUAUAUGUUGACGUUUAGAUAUUCAUAAUAAAACUUAAAUGCCUAUUUUAGUAGUGUUAGUUCGUUUACUAUCAUGUAUCUGUUGUCCUGAGCAGCUGCGCUCACAGUAACGCCAUACGAAGCCUCAGUUUAUCCGCCAGAAUCAAAUAAGCUCCUUGGUUCUACUUUUUUGUGGAAUCUGUUUUCAUUUACAGAAACGAAAUAUGUUAUGUUAACUGGUUCAUAUUUAUUUUUACUUGAUUUGUCAUUUUUAUUUUUAGGAUGGUGGAUAAAGGUAGUAAAAAUCGAAUUCAUAUACAUUUUUUAAUGCCUUUUCUUUUUUGCCUUAUAUAUCAUUUGAUGAAUAAAGAGGAUCAGAAAAGCUCCACGCUCGUCCAUUUCUAUCUGUUUCGCCGAGAUGGAGGAAACAGCCCCAAGGCCUUUCUGCAAUUUGUCAAAAAGCUCCGACAGUCAGAGCGCGCUUGUUCUCUCGUUGACAUCGCCCUCCUUUUGGACUUGUAAUUCACACACACAGGGCCUUGUCUGGCAUUAAAUUCUGAAGCAGGUCACAUUCCAGCCCAGCUGUGGUGGCCCGCAGAGCUGUGGGUUGUGUUGUGUCUGGGUCUGGGGCCCUCGCAUAGCACACACCCCACCGGCCGUCCACUGGCCUUGCGCGGCCCCUUUCAUCUGCGAGAGGCCGGGGUGAAGGGGAUGAGGAGGAGGAGGAGGAGGAGAGGGAUGCUGGCUGAUCCUCUGUCUUUGACUCGCUCCACAUCUGUUUCAGCAGACAUAAUAGAAAACAGAAAGUUGAAAGGAAGGGAAGUAAAAAGUUAAACAGGAACGAGAGGGUGGCAGCCCGUUAAAUGAGCACGCCAGCAGAGAGCUCCAAGUUUUAAUCAGCAUGUUAUUAGUGUGGGCCACUCUGGAGUCUUGAAUCAAAUCCAACCUUAAUAUUAAUCAAAUUGGGUGGACGCUGAAGCUGCGUUUUAAUAAUUUGCCUUGAGAUCCAGCUGAGCAUACACAAAAAAAAAA
Molecule: messenger RNA, 3137 nt
Organism: Oryzias latipes (Japanese medaka)
Lineage: Eukaryota; Metazoa; Chordata; Actinopteri; Beloniformes; Adrianichthyidae
Gene: wfikkn2a
Product: info WAP, follistatin/kazal, immunoglobulin, kunitz and netrin domain containing 2a
Biological process (GO): transforming growth factor beta receptor signaling pathway
Cellular component (GO): extracellular region
Molecular function (GO): transforming growth factor beta binding; serine-type endopeptidase inhibitor activity; receptor antagonist activity
Source: RefSeq, a predicted model, not a curated record